Messenger RNA from Chenopodium quinoa (quinoa), 1161 nucleotides. RefSeq lists its product as uncharacterized. The transcript has 3 exons. The record is from RefSeq and is a predicted model, not a curated record. The coding region runs from base 1 to 1161 and encodes 386 amino acids. Lineage: Eukaryota; Viridiplantae; Streptophyta; Magnoliopsida; Caryophyllales; Amaranthaceae.
AUGAAAGGUGAUAUUGCUAUUGGCAAGAUAGGAAGGUCACGUUCCCAUGCUAUUGAUAAUGUAUUUUUGGUCGAGGGCCUCAAGCACAAUUUGUUAAGUAUUUCACAGUUUUGUGACAAAGGUAACUCUGUUAGCUUUACUUCAAACAAGUGUAGAAUCAUCCACAAUGACACUGGGGACAUAAUUUUAGAAGGAACUCGUAAAGGGAACACAUAUGUUGUGGAUCUUAACGAGGUUCCUAACAACAGUUUAACAUGUCUUAGUGUUAUUGAGGAUGAUCCUCUGUUGUGGCACAAAAGGUUUGACCAUGCAAGCUUUUCUUUACUUGAUAAACUAAGAUCUAAGAACUUAGUGAAGGACUUCCUUGCAUUAAGUUCCUGUAUGAUAAAGUGUGUGAAGCUUGUGCUAAAGGUAAACAGACCCGAAUUUCCUUCAAGUCCAAAAAGAUGGAUUGUGAUGAUGAUUUCGAGAUUGGACUUGUACGUAAGCAAAAUCCAUUUGAGGAAUCAGUAUCACUGCAAGAAGCAGCCUUUUGAAACUGCAGAAGUAACAAAUCCUGAAGCAAAUGUUCAACCAGAGUUGGAGAAUGCACCAGGAACUCAACUUCAAGAACAGAUUGAAAAUCAUAAUGAAGGCCAAAAUGUGGAAACUCCUGAAGAAGUUCAACCUGAGUUCCAGAAUCAAGUUCCUAUAGAAGAACCAGUCAACAAUAAUGAAGAGAGGAUGUAUCCAAUCAAAGAUUUCACUCCAAGGCCCUGGAAAUAUCAGAAAUCUCAUCCAGUUGACACAAUCAUGUGUGACAUCACAAAAGGAACUCAAACCAGAUCUCAGCUUAGGAUUUUCUGUGCAUUCAAUGCAUUCCUUUCUUCCAUGGAACCUAAAAAUUAUGUUGAGGCUUUAACUGAAGCAGACUGGAUUAAUGUUAUGCAAGCUGAACUAAAUGAAUUUGAAAGAUAUAAAUUUUGGCAUCUGGAACCUAGACUUAAAGACAAGAAGUCCAUUGGACUAAAAUGGGUAUUCAGAAACAAACUAGAUGUACAUGGUAUUAUUGUCAUGAACAAAGCUAGACUAGUUGUACAAGGUUUCAACCAGCAAGAAGGAGUUGACUAUGAAGAAACAUUUGCACCUGUAGCCAGAUGGAUGUCAAAUGUGCAUUCUUAA